Messenger RNA from Dicentrarchus labrax (European seabass), 3323 nucleotides. RefSeq names its product noelin-like. Gene Ontology annotation, biological process: signal transduction. The record is from RefSeq and is a predicted model, not a curated record. The coding region runs from base 203 to 1564 and encodes 453 amino acids. The transcript has 6 exons. NCBI's taxonomy places the organism in Eukaryota, Metazoa, Chordata, Actinopteri, Moronidae.
AGGAAAAGCAGAAACGAGAGAGCAGAGAGAGGAGGGAGGGAGGAGGAAGAGCAGGAACAAGAGAGCAGAAAGGAGCAGAGACAAAUAACAGAUAUAUAGAUAUAGAUAUAAAUAGCUAUAGAUACAGAUACAUGUAGAGAUAUAGAUAGAGAGAUACAUAUACAGAUAUAGACACAUAAAUAAAGAGGUGAAUAUUUAACAGAUGGAGUCUGAAGAGAAUCUGAUCAACGUUUUCCUGAUGCUGUUCAUCGGAUCGCUGCUCACUGUGGUAGGUCCUUCUGCCCCUGAGGAGGGCUGGCAGGUGUACAGUUCAGCUCAGGACUCUGAAGGUCGAUGUGUUUGUACGGUGGUCGCUCCUCAGCAGACGGUCUGCUCCAGAGAUGCUCGAACCAAACAGCUCAGACAGCUGCUGGAAAAGGUUCAGAAUAUGAGUCAGUCCAUUGAGGUUCUGGACCAGCGCACUCAGAGAGAUCUGCAGUUUGUAGAGAAAAUGGAAGUUCAGCUGAACGGUCUAGAAAACAAAUUCAAACAGGUGGAAGAUGGACAUGAGAACAACAUCGCUAGACAGUACAAGUCCAUAAAAGCAAAGAUGGAGGAGUUACGUCCUCUGAUCCCAGUCCUGGAGGCAUACAAAGCGGACGCUCUGCUGGUCCAACAGUUUAAGGAGGAGGUGGCGAAUGUGACAGAGCUGCUGGGAACGCUGCAGGAACAACUGGGAGGUCUGGACUAUCAGGAGCUCCACAGCCGAGUGACGAGCCUGGAGGACCGACUGAGGGCCUGUAUGCAGAGGCUGGCAUGUGGGAAACUGACAGGAAUCUCUGAGCCCAUCACCAUCAAGACCUCUGGAUCGAGGUUUGGAUCAUGGAUGACUGACCCGGUUGCUCCCACUGGAGACAACAGAGUUUGGUACAUGGAUGGUUACCAUAACAACCGCUUUGUGAGGGAGUACCAGUCAAUGUAUGACUUCAUGACGACAGAUAACUUCACCUCUCACCGACUGCCUCACCCCUGGUCUGGUACUGGUCAGGUGGUUUAUAAUGGAUCCAUUUACUUCAACAAGUUUCAGAGUCACACCAUCAUCAAGUUUGACUUCAGCACUUCACUCAUCAGCCGCUCUCGACAGCUUGACUUCGCCGGUUACAACAACAUGUACCAUUAUUCUUGGGGGGGGCACUCAGAUAUCGACCUUAUGGUGGAUGAGGGGGGGCUCUGGGCCGUCUACGCCACAAAUCAGAAUGCUGGAAACAUCGUUCUCAGCCAGUUAAACCCAAAUACUCUGCAGAUCAUCCGUAGCUGGACCACCAACCACCCAAAACGUAGUGCUGGUGAGGCAUUCAUGAUCUGUGGAACCCUGUAUGUUACCAAUGGAUACUCGGGAGGAACUAAAGUAUAUUAUGCCUACUCCACCAACUCCUCCACCUAUGAGUACAUCGAUAUUCCUCUGACCAAUAAAUACAGCCACCUGUCCAUGCUCGACUACAACCCCCGAGACAGAGCACUAUAUGCCUGGAACAACGGCCACCAAGUCCUUUAUAAUGUUACUCUCUACCACAUUAUACAAUAAGAUUAAAGGUGCAAGUCCUGUAUAAUCUUAGACUCUACUACUUUACACAGUGAAAAAUAAAUUCAUUAAAAUUUGAGAAUAGAAAAAAAACCUGCAUCCUUUAGAUCAGGCAUCGACAAACACAAAGGUCAAACACCUAUUGUAUGAUAUUGUAUUGUUUAGAUUUAAAAUGGUUCUAGCAUUCCAAGUUCCCUUAAUUGACUGACUGUGCAAAGUGUUAAUCUUCCUGCUGUGCUCAGAUCAUUGAAUAUAAUUAAUAUUUAUGGAUCCAAUAUAUAUUUAAAGAAAAAAGAAAAGAAAAAAUCACAAGUUUGUAUUUAGUUAAUUAAUUAAUUAAUUUUUUCUCUAGAAACAUGUGGUUGGCCAAAUAAGACAUUAUGGUGUGCCAACUUUGGCCAGCCCUGCAUUAGAUAAAUCCUCAAGUAAAUUUUUUUGACCACAUGUUGUUUGAAGUUUGAUGAUACAAAUGCACUUCAAAUGUAAACACACAUCACACAGAAAUUCAACUUUCACAAUAAUAGACACUCAAAUGGCACUGAAGAAUGCUACACGUGUUAUCAAGACUUUUUUCUGUGAGUGAUAUUUUCUGACUUUAUGAAAUCAGACGUACUGUUCUUACUCUUAAGUAAUAAUAAUAAUAAUAAUAAUAAUAACUCUUUUCUUACUGUUGUGCACAGUGAUAUAAAACAUUUACGACUAUUUGUUUUCUAAUAAUUCCUUCAUUUUUAAAAUUAGUUGUUGUAGGUUUAGCAAGUUUACCCCAAAAUUUUUCUAUCCAUCUUUUGACGUGGUAUCACCACACACUAGGAAUACUGGGAGAUGUAGACCCCUCAGCAGCCUCAUUCACGAAUCUGGUCCUCCUCAGCUGGUUUCUGAACAAAUUAAGCUGAAGCUAUAACAUAAACAUUACCGUAUAUGUUGUUGGUAUUUAUUCAUCAACUUCAUGUUAAAGUAUUUUUUCAUACAACUCUCAAUUCUUCUGGUCUGCUGGUACAUUCAGUCCUUCAUUCAAAGCACUGUCCGCAACCGUCCAUCUUUAGCUCAGGAGCCUCCAACACCAGGUCAGGCGUGUUGGUCAGAAGCAUUAAAAGGAUGUAAUAAUGGGAGACUACAGGUCCAAGUUUAAAACAUAUUCAGCUCAGUGAUGAUUUGUCACAUUUCGAGGUCUUCAGUAUUUCCUACUUUCUUUUGUUUUUCGUUUCUUGUGUUCUGGUACCUUCAUUUAAAUUUUUUUUUUACACAUAUACUAUUUGAGUUUUCUGUGUAAAUUUGAUCUGUGUGUAGGAGUAAGUGAAAACAACACUGAAAAUAUAUGAAUUUAUUGAAACUAUUACAGUUGAUUAUAACAAUAACUGAAAUUUUCUAUUGUUACUUCUUUGUGUUUUGUAUUUCAGAUACAGAUUCGUACUCUAUUUGAUGUCAGACUUCUGUCUCUCGUUCCACAGUGCAGUAAUUACGUGUUAUGAACUGAUGGGAACAGCAGGAGAUGUUUUAUUAUACAACAAACUGCAUGUAAAAUUUUAAAGGAUUGCUCAGUUUUUGUAGCCACUAGCCUUAACAACUGAUGAGUUUUGGAUUGCAUCACAAUCAUGAGGUUUAUUUUUCGUUUAUUAGUUGUUGAUUUUUUUACAAAAGUAAAAUAAAUAAAAUUUACAGUUUAGCGCUUAUCUUUGUGUGUUUCAAAUGAGCUGAUGUUGGUGCGAAAUACUGUUACAAAGCCCUGAAUCAAUAUUAAAAAACAUUUCUUACAUCUUCUUAA